This is a messenger RNA of Egretta garzetta (little egret), 900 nucleotides long. It is a transcript of the gene ENOSF1, whose product is annotated as enolase superfamily member 1. Gene Ontology annotation, molecular function: hydro-lyase activity; magnesium ion binding. NCBI's taxonomy places the organism in Eukaryota, Metazoa, Chordata, Aves, Pelecaniformes, Ardeidae. The record is from RefSeq and is a predicted model, not a curated record. Gene Ontology annotation, biological process: carbohydrate catabolic process.
AUGCAGCAGUUGCUUGAAAGGGAUGUCACAGGUGUUGUCAAGGCUUUCUUUAUUCACGUGGUCAACAGAGAUAUGGGAGAAAUUGUCAACAACUUUGGAGGCUUCUACAGAGAGCUCACCAGCAACAAGCAACUCUGCUGGAUUGGACCAGAGAAGGGUGCUGUGCAUUUGGCCACAGCUGCUGUCCUGAAUGCUCUGUGGGCCAAGCGAGAGGGAAAGGUAAUGCUCAUGGAUCUCAGUAUAAGAAUGCUCAUUACUUGUCUUGAUUUCAUCUUUCUUACUUGGAGAAAAAAGCAAAUGUUGACGCAUGGAUAUCUGGCUUAUACAAGAUCCUGUGCCUGGCUGGGCUACUCAGACAGCAGUUACACCAGAUGCAGUGUGUUUGAAGUAAAGGUGGGUGCAGAUCUGCAGGAUGGUAUUUGUAGCUGCAGAUUUAUACAAGAAAUGAUUGGCCCAGACAAAAUAACAAUGCUGGAUACAAACCAACAAUGGGAAAUAAAGGAAGCAAAUAGAGUGGGUCACUAACCAGCUGAGUUUAAACCCUCAUGGAUUAAGAAGCCAACUUUUCCAGAUGAGGACAUGCAUGUCCAGAUGGGACAUGCACCCAUUCCAAAGUGCCACAACAGAGUGAUAUUUAAACAGCUUCUACAAGCUAAGGCCUUGAGUUAUCUCCAAAUUGACAGCUGCAGGCUGGGAAGUGUGAAUGAAAACUCAUCUGUGUUGCUGAUGGCCAAAAAGUUCCAUGCUGAUGGACUUGGGGAAGUCUGUGAAUUAGUCCAGCACUUGAUAAUAUCUGAUUAUAUCCCAGUAUCUGGAAGCCUUGAAAGCAGGGAAAUGAUAAAGGAUGCAUUUGGAGGAGGAAUGACAGAAGAGAGGAAACUCUUUGAGGCCAAACUGUGA